GACAUAAUGUUUUAUUUCAAAGUUCGGGUGGUAGUAAACGUUUAAACUGCUCGAAUGAUGAAGUGGUUAAUUCAUUUUGCACAAACUGCAAAAUGAAAUUCCAGCAUGGUCUUGAUUUAUAGCUGUGCCUUUACCGACUGAACUACAAGAAACCCUACAUCCACCCCAUAGCGAUAGUUGUAAACCACAGCGUCGUUGUCGUCGACAUACUAUGUCCUUGGAUACAGGGCAGCAUUGUUAUCGAAACGGUAACCAGGCUAGAAUAACAGGCUAGCUUGUCUUGAAGUCGGAAAAGCCGCUCAGCAAAGUUGUUGCUUGGCCCAGCAUUAGAUGUUCAUCCUUUCACCGGGCUAGACCCGUUCGCUCUGCUUUGUUCGGGUGAAAAAGAAAACAGGACUCGCAAAAUGGUCAGCAAAAAGGACGAGGAGGAAUUUGAAGCCUCGAUGAGCAAGGUGGACGAGGUGAUGAAGAUUCUCAACUUGAUGACCAGUGGCGACAAGGGCAAGGAACAAAUGGGCGUGACAUUCGCCGAACACUUCCUGGGCGAAGACAAAAAGGACCUGGAAAAGAUCGACGUCAACAACUUUAUCGUCCGGGUGAAUCAGGAACGAACCGUCAUCAACCGGAACAGUGAAGAUUCGUUGGAUAAACCGAUGGCUUCAGACAAGUUCGCUUUUAUGGCAGAAGUGGAGCGUGAUGCCGCUAGACGUGCCUCCGAGCGGAAGGAACGGGAACAAACGGCACAGGGCCUGAGACGGGCGGGGAAUCGGGCAUUUCGGCGAGGAGAGUUCGAGAAGGCAAUCAGCAUGUAUACGAAAGCCAUCGAUCAGAUUCGGGAUAGUCCUAUUUUAUAUAAUAAUCGAGCGUUGGCCUACAUCAAGAUUCAAAUGUGCAAGCGAGCGAUAAUUGAUUGUGAUUUUGUGAUCAGUAAGCUGGAUGAGAAGAAUUUGCGCUCGUGGAUCUACAGGGCCCAAGGGUACCAUUUGUUGGGGGAAAUGAGAGCCUACGAGAAAAGUGUAUCGGAGGCAAAAAAGCACAACCCGAAAGAGUGGGACUAUAUUGACCGGAUCGUGAUGGAAAUUGAAGGGAAGGCGUGUUCGGAGGUGGGAGCGACCGAUGAAUCCCUGGGAGCCAUGGGAGGUAGUGGAGAUAGUAAGGAUCGCACCUUGCCGAUGGACGAUGUGCAGUCAAAUUCUUCUAACGAGGUUUAGAGAGCAGUGUCAUUCCUAUUAACGAACGCAAUAAA
This is a messenger RNA of Ochlerotatus camptorhynchus, 1246 nucleotides long. Its product is annotated as tetratricopeptide repeat protein 12. The transcript is spliced from 2 exons. NCBI's taxonomy places the organism in Eukaryota, Metazoa, Arthropoda, Insecta, Diptera, Culicidae. Gene Ontology annotation, biological process: axonemal dynein complex assembly; sperm axoneme assembly. The record is from RefSeq and is a predicted model, not a curated record. The coding region runs from base 405 to 1211 and encodes 268 amino acids. Gene Ontology annotation, molecular function: protein binding. Gene Ontology annotation, cellular component: centrosome; cytoplasm.